Molecule: messenger RNA, 864 nt
Organism: Cyphomyrmex costatus
Lineage: Eukaryota; Metazoa; Arthropoda; Insecta; Hymenoptera; Formicidae
Exons: 1
Coding region: 1-864 (287 amino acids)
Biological process (GO): deoxyribonucleotide biosynthetic process
Cellular component (GO): cytosol
Molecular function (GO): ribonucleoside-diphosphate reductase activity, thioredoxin disulfide as acceptor
Source: RefSeq, a predicted model, not a curated record
AUGGAUGAUCUACUCAAUGCAAACGAUGGCCUUGUAAAACGUCGCGUAUUGACAGCCGAUGGCAAGAAAAUUGAUCUUAUGGGGCAUUUACACUGUGAUGUUUUUAAUCAAGAAAGAUUUUUAAUAAAUGGUGUAGAAAUGCGUUUGCGAAUAGUGCGAUCGAGAGAUACAUUCUGCCUUAUGGAUCAAACCGAACGAAAUUUCGAAGUUCAUAUAAUUGAUGCUACACUUCUUGUUAGACGUUCAAAAAUUUCACCUGGUAUGUUGUUAGCACAUGCCAAAGCUCUUGCGAAAACCACAGCAAAAUACCCCCUCACACGUGUCGAAGUGAAAUCUAUAUCUAUACACAGUGGUAUAUACGGUGAAACGCUCGACAAUGUGAUAUUAGGUCAAAUACCGAAACGUUUAAUCAUCGGUUUUGUUGAUAAUAGAGCAUUUAACGGUAAUCGUAUGCUGAAUCCUUUUAAUUUUCAUCAUUACAAAAUUAAUUUUUUAUCUCUGUACGUGGAUGGUACACAAAUACCUAGCAAACCGUUACAACCCGAUUUUACAAAGGAGAAAUUAUAUAUGGAGGCCUAUCACACUCUUUUUUCUGGAACAGGAAUUCAUUUUUUAAACGAGGGCAAUGCUAUUUCUCGUAAGAAUUAUCCAAACGGUUAUUGUCUUUUUGCAUUUGAUCUUACACCGGACCUUUCAGCAAACGAUACUACGCAUUGGAAUUUAAUGAAGCAUGGUAAUGUUAGAAUCGAAGUUCGUUUCGAAGAAGCAUUAGAAAAUACGAUAAAUUGUAUUAUUUAUGCCGAAUAUGACAAUAUUAUGGAGAUUGAUGCAUCAAGACAGGUGAUUGUAGACUAUGGUGGUUAA